This is a messenger RNA of Cooperia oncophora, 1791 nucleotides long. The record is from the annotation of a GenBank genome assembly. Lineage: Eukaryota; Metazoa; Nematoda; Chromadorea; Rhabditida; Trichostrongylidae.
AUGGAAGAACCGAAUGACUUCACGAAGGAGCAGCCGCACCGGUUUACAGUACUCCUCACGUGCCAUGAUCAUCUCGGAAAUCUCUUCGCCAAGAACCUAGAAAUGUACGAUUUCGAUGAGCAGUCGUUUUUGCGGACCAACAUCUCCCGUAGAGAAACGGUAAACACAGAACUGCUGAGCGCUGUUACGUUGAUGUCUAUCAGUGCAUCAGUACGUGAAGCAUUUAACGCUCGUCGCACUGGAACCAACUACACGCCGGAUCUCGUCUUGGUUCACGAUCGUUUUGAAAACGCCUUGUCCGAGUAUUUGGAAGGAAUAGUGAGGUGGUUGCAAGGUGUUCGUCACAUAUUCCCGUCUGCUCGAGAAUAUCUUCAGGCUUAUCACAAGCUCCUGUUCAUGGAAAGGCCAGAGGUCUACUGCGCCUUGGAGCAGGGUCCAACGGAAGCGGAAUACAUGACAUGCUUCAAAGUUAUUUGUGAGUGUCGGCUGAAGGAAACUGUUCUAAGAAUGAUUCUCGGUGACCACAUCACAAUGCUGGACAAUCAGGAAGCAAUACGUCUCAUUGAAGGCUUGACAAAGAGAGCAGUAGAAAACCGUGUGGCUGCGGAUGCCCAUCUUCCACUGAUAACGUUAUCCAAUCCGGUUCAGCUGAUUGAUCGACUGUUCCAGCUUAGUGGGUAUCGUUGGCAACCUGGGGUCGCUAUGCCAGAUGAAUUCAAUUGUUUCGCGACGAAGAAGUAUUACUGGAAAGCGUGGUAUAUUGUGAUGAUGUGGGCGUGUGCAGGCAAUGUUUCAGGAAAGGUUGGAGAUGAAAUGGAGAAGAUUUACAGUACUUAUCCGCAGUUGCGAUUGUUUAUUCAUAUGGUCCUCGUGAAGUCAUUCCGAUUUCCACUAGAGUUUGAAGGCAAACACCGGAGGAAUGGGAGGAGGUUAGAAACGGAAACUGCUGAAAAGGAGAAAGAGGCUAUCUUGGUAAUGGAGUCAUUUCUAUCGAAAUCGAGUAUUGACGAAGAAAAUUCGAAGUUGUUAGGAAACGAUCUGGGCAUGCCAAGACGACCACCUGAGACAGUGAUUCGUAAAUUGGAAGUGUUGGCAGUGGACUGUGGAAUGGCAUCGAGACUAUGUGAAUGCAGACAGCCUGAUAUGGUUGACCAACUCAUCCGAAAUGUUGGUCCAUCGAAGGCUAUGCCAGCUAUUCAGGAGUUGUUCGCAACAAAUUCGUCUGCCAUAGAAGCGAUGCCAGCAUCAACUUUGUGUCAAUAUCUACACUAUGACCUACAACGCCGAAAGCUAGCCAAAGUCGACGAAGGCAGCGCCGUCCACAUGGAGUUGUUCGCAACAAAUUCGUCUGCCAUAGAAGCGAUGCCAGCAUCAACUUUGUGUCAAUAUCUACACUAUGACCUACAACGCCGAAAGCUAGCCAAAGUCGACGAAGGCAGCGCCGUCCAUAUGUUUCUCGAGUCCGAGCUGCUUUCGCCUGAUGCUUCCGUGCAGGACGACUGUGUGAGCGCAGUUCUGUUUCUCCUCGACAAACGUACCGCUUUCAACGUUCGGCGAACGCCUUGGUGCCAAACUGGUCCUGACUAUUUUGAUCCGUUUGAAAUGAUGGAUUUGGACCAAGCUGGCGAAGGUGUCUGGAUGCGUGGUUUACAAAAUUCACCUUUUUAUCCGAGAAUAGCGUCAUCAAUGGUGACACAAUUGGCUCGCGCGGCGCUCGACUCUGAAGGUGCUCAGCUGGACCUGCUGUUAACAGCCAUACAGUCUCAGAUGGACAAGGAGAACAUGCACCAG